Messenger RNA from Echinococcus granulosus, 105 nucleotides. RefSeq lists its product as hypothetical. The record is from RefSeq and is a predicted model, not a curated record. Lineage: Eukaryota; Metazoa; Platyhelminthes; Cestoda; Cyclophyllidea; Taeniidae. The transcript has 2 exons. The coding region runs from base 1 to 105 and encodes 34 amino acids.
AUGCUGCAGAUGGGAGACGCUGUGGCGACAACUUACACGCCACUCUCUCACUCUAGUCCUCUUCCUUCUUACACGCAUCCAUCAGCAGUGUCUGACAAUCCGUAG